AUGCGAUUCUCCUUCAUACAACGAUGCUCGUCCUCAUCCAUCUUCCGCCCUUCUUUCUCUUCGUUCAGACAAGGCUUCUCUCCAAGUACACGUCUUGGUUUGAUCGGUGCUCGACGGAUUUCUCCUGAUAACUGCUCUCAACGCCGACAUCAGCAUGUAUACCGCCGACAAUACUCGUCUCAGGCCCCAACACCGACACCACCACCAGCGAGCACAGAUCCGGAGAGAAAGCCCACCUUGCGUGAAAACAUCUAUACGCUCCCAAAUUUCUUGACAUUGUCGCGCAUCGCUGCCUGCCCCAUCCUGGGCUGGUCUAUCCUCGCCGACGACUUCGUGCUCGCGACAGGUCUGCUUGCUUAUGCAGGCAUAACCGACUUGGUGGAUGGCUUUCUUGCUCGACGAUAUAAUAUGCAGUCCGUCCUUGGGACUAUCCUCGACCCUGCCGCUGACAAGACCCUCAUGACGACUCUCGCAGUCACCCUGACCAUGAAGGGCCUACUACCACUGCCGCUUACCGUCAUCAUACUGGGACGCGACGUUCUCUUGAGUCUAUCUGCAUUCUACAUCCGCUACACGUCUCUCCCGACUCCUAAAACAUUUCAGAGAUAUUGGGACUUCUCCAUCCCUUCUGCUGAAGUUCGCCCAACAACCAUUAGCAAGGUGAAUACUGCUCUCCAGCUAUUCCUCAUGGGAACUACGACCAUAAGCCCCAUUCUCCCAUUCGAUAUCGGGCUUUUCUCCCAAGGAUUACAAUGGACAGUUGCAACGACGACCAUCUGGAGUGGUCUAUCCUACGUGUUUUCGAAGAACGCUGUUCGUGUCAUCUCUGUUAGUCGCAAACCCAAGACCCCAUCUUCAUAA
Messenger RNA from Heterobasidion irregulare TC 32-1, 861 nucleotides. RefSeq lists its product as uncharacterized. Lineage: Eukaryota; Fungi; Basidiomycota; Agaricomycetes; Russulales; Bondarzewiaceae. The transcript has 6 exons. Gene Ontology annotation, molecular function: cardiolipin synthase activity. The coding region runs from base 1 to 861 and encodes 286 amino acids. The record is from RefSeq and is a predicted model, not a curated record. Gene Ontology annotation, biological process: cardiolipin biosynthetic process. Gene Ontology annotation, cellular component: mitochondrion; membrane.